This is a messenger RNA of Talpa occidentalis (Iberian mole), 1031 nucleotides long. It is a transcript of the gene GAMT, whose product is annotated as guanidinoacetate N-methyltransferase. The transcript has 6 exons. Gene Ontology annotation, biological process: creatine biosynthetic process. The record is from RefSeq and is a predicted model, not a curated record. Gene Ontology annotation, molecular function: guanidinoacetate N-methyltransferase activity. Gene Ontology annotation, cellular component: nucleus; cytoplasm. NCBI's taxonomy places the organism in Eukaryota, Metazoa, Chordata, Mammalia, Eulipotyphla, Talpidae. The coding region runs from base 68 to 778 and encodes 236 amino acids.
AAGGCCCUGCAGGGACGCGGCGGGUGCGUCGCGAGCCGAGGCCGGGGUGCGCCGUCCCGCCGGCAGCAUGAGCGCCCCUGCCGCGAGCCCCCUCUUCGCGCCGGGCGAGAACUGCAGCCCCGCGUGGCGCGCGGCGCCAGCGGCCUACGAUGCAUCCGAUACGCACCUGCAGAUCCUGGGCAAGCCGGUGAUGGAGCGCUGGGAGACCCCCUACAUGCACGCGCUGGCGGCCGCCGCCACCUCCAAAGGGGGCCGGGUGCUGGAGGUGGGCUUCGGCAUGGCCAUUGCAGCCUCCAAAGUGCAGGAGGCCCCCAUCGAGGAGCACUGGAUCAUCGAGUGCAAUGACGGCGUCUUCCAGAGGCUCCAGGACUGGGCCCAAGAUCAGCCACACAAGGUGGUUCCCUUGAAGGGCCUGUGGGAAGAGGUGGCACCCACCCUGCCAGAUGGUCACUUUGAUGGGAUCCUGUACGACACGUACCCACUCUCUGAGGAGACCUGGCACACACACCAGUUCAACUUCAUCAAGGGCCACGCCUUCCGUCUGCUGAAGCCAGGGGGCAUCCUCACCUACUGCAACCUUACCUCCUGGGGGGAGCUGAUGAAGUCCAAGUACUCUGACAUCACCACCAUGUUUGAGGAGACACAGGUGCCCGCCCUGCUGGAGGCAGGCUUUAGGCGGGAGCACAUCAGCAAGCAGGUGAUGGAGCUGGUCCCACCCGCUGACUGCCGCUACUACUCCUGCCCGUGGAUGGUCACACCCCUGAUCACCAAGCACUGAGCCCCUGCCCUCCAGCUCAGUGCCAGCAGCUCCCUGAGGUCUCAAGCUUCAGGACCCUCCAUCCCCCCACUUAGUGCCUUUGUGGCCAGAGCAAGCCUCUGGCUGCCCAUAGCCCCAUGUUCAAGCUGGGCCCCACCAGCUGCGUGGCCAAAGUUCUCUAAUCUCUGCAGUUCCCUUCUAGGAUGCUAGAGGAUGAAAUAAACACUAACACUGGGCUUGGUGGCCAACUGAAAGGUUGGAAACGUGCAUUUAU